CGAUGCAGCAGGUUUCCUCCAGGAUUGUGUCACGCAUUGAUCAAUUCUCAUUAUUCCUAUAAAAAGGACCUCGAGUGACAGGUUUCCAUUUAAUAUAAACACUAGUUUCGGAAUUGAACAUGGCUGCAUCGAACGACGUGACCCUCGCAUUCCUGGGCUGCGGCAACCUGGGGAUUGCAAUUCUCUCUGGAGUUCUUGCCUCCAUAACUGAAGCCAGAGACAACGCAUCAUAUGCUGCCUCCGGAGAAGUUCCGCAAUUGAUUCCUACAAAGUUCAUCGCCUGUGUCCGCAAAUCCGCCCAGCGUAUCCAGGAUGCCGUUAGCAAAUACCCCUCGAUCCCAGUCCAGAUCUUCCAAAACGACAAUAUUAGUGGAGUGACGGAGGCAGAUGCCAUUAUUCUCGGCUGCAAGCCCUGGAUGCUGAAAGAAAUCCUGGACGUCCCAGGCAUGCGCAAAGCCCUGAAAGGCAAGUUACUUAUCAGUAUCUUGGCUGGCUGCCCCGUCGACCAGAUUGAGGCUGUCUUGUACCCGGACGACUCUAUUCCGACCGAAGAUAGAUGUCGCGUCGUCCGCGCUAUGCCCAACACAGCCGCUAUGAUCCGCGAAUCAAUGACAACCAUCGAGACCUCGUCUCCUCCGCUUCCGGAUAAGUGGGACAAGCUGUUAACCUGGAUCUUUACGCGCGUUGGCCAGGUGUCCCGUCUUCCUCCUGAUAACAUGGAUGCUUGCACUUCGCUGGCAGGUUCUGGACCUGGGUUCGUGGCGUUGGUGCUUGAAGGUCUUGCUGAUGGCGGUGUCGCGAUGGGUCUGCCUCGUGCGGAAGCACAGCUUAUGGCUGCUCAGGUCAUGCGGGGGACGUCUGCUAUGGUGCUUGAUGGUGAGCACCCAUCUUUGCUUAGGGAGCAGAUUUGUACUCCUGGUGGGUGCACCGUGGGAGGGUUGAUGGUGCUUGAGGAGAAUGCUGUUAGAGGAAGCAUUGCUCGCUCGAUACGAGAGGCAACUGUCAUUGCUAGUCAGCUUGGACAGGGCGUUAAAAAUGUUAAUGGCACACGGCACUAGAUGUGGUCGAGUGUUCUAAAAAGCAUUUAUGGUGUAAAAUAUAUAGACGGUAAGUAGUCAUGGUAUAGAAACUAGCAAUGGCAUGUAGCGAUGGAAUAUAUAUCUGGCAGGCAAGACUUUCAUUAGUCUUAUAAUCGUUAUCCAAAGCAAUUAUAUUUGAUA
This is a messenger RNA of Aspergillus ruber CBS 135680, 1220 nucleotides long. Its product is annotated as pyrroline-5-carboxylate reductase family protein. The record is from RefSeq and is a predicted model, not a curated record. The transcript is spliced from 2 exons. NCBI's taxonomy places the organism in Eukaryota, Fungi, Ascomycota, Eurotiomycetes, Eurotiales, Aspergillaceae. Gene Ontology annotation, molecular function: pyrroline-5-carboxylate reductase activity. Gene Ontology annotation, biological process: L-proline biosynthetic process. The coding region runs from base 120 to 1058 and encodes 312 amino acids.